Messenger RNA from Eremothecium sinecaudum, 2046 nucleotides. It is a transcript of the gene ILV2, whose product is annotated as acetolactate synthase catalytic subunit. NCBI's taxonomy places the organism in Eukaryota, Fungi, Ascomycota, Saccharomycetes, Saccharomycetales, Saccharomycetaceae. The transcript has a single exon. Gene Ontology annotation, molecular function: magnesium ion binding; flavin adenine dinucleotide binding; thiamine pyrophosphate binding. The record is from RefSeq and is a predicted model, not a curated record. Bases 1 to 2046 code for a protein of 681 amino acids. Gene Ontology annotation, biological process: L-valine biosynthetic process. Gene Ontology annotation, cellular component: mitochondrion; acetolactate synthase complex.
AUGAUCGGAAGGAGUGGCAGAAAUCUUUUCAAAAGUAGAUGCCUCCAAGUGAGACAAUUCUCGCGAACUAGUGUAUCCUCAAUUACUGAGCAAGUGAGGUCUAAAAGAGCUACUGAUGAUGAAGUUGCUAUUUCGUCAAAUAGGGUAGAAAAUGUCAAUACUAGCAUGGCGGGUGUGAAAAAUCUCCAUAAAAAAGAGGAGCAUACCAUAAGGAAGGGGCCUUGUACUGAUCAUAUGGAUGAUUCGUUCAUUGGGAAAGAUGGAGGAGAGAUUUUCCUUGAAAUGAUGAAGCGCCAUAACGUAGAAGCAAUUUUUGGAUACCCUGGAGGAGCAAUUUUACCAGUUUUCAAUGCGAUUUAUAACUCUGACGCAUUUAAGUUCGUGCUCCCGAAGCAUGAGCAGGGUGCUGGACACAUGGCUGAAGGCUAUGCUCGCGCAUCUGGCAAGACUGGUGUUGUUCUCGUUACAUCUGGUCCUGGGGCAACUAAUGUUGUGACUCCAAUGGCGGAUGCUCUGGCAGAUGGUGUGCCGAUGGUGGUAUUUACUGGCCAAGUACCGAAGACUGCGCUUGGAACUGAUGCGUUUCAGGAAGCAGAUAUUUUAGGGAUUUCGAGACCAUGUACAAAAUGGAAUGUUAUGGUAAGGCAUGUGGAGGAAUUACCUCGUAGAAUUAACGAGGCUUUUGAGAUAGCGAAGUCUGGACGGCCUGGUCCAGUUCUCGUUGAUCUUCCAAAGGACGUGGCGGCUUCUGUUCUUAAACAUUCUAUCCCGAUGAAGUCUACAUUGCCAUCUGACACUCUUGCGCAGUUGACACGCAGGCUUGUUGAUGAAAACAGCGUUAAGAGUGUUCUUGAUGCGGCCAAAUUAAUCAACAAGGCAACGAGGCCCGUGCUAUAUGUGGGAGCAGGGAUCUUCAACAGUCCAAAUGGGCCUCGUGUAUUAAAAGAAUUGGCUGAUCGUGCUCAAAUUCCUGUUACUACGACAUUGCAAGGGUUAGGUGCGUUUGAUCAGGAUGAUCCUAAGUCUCUUGAUAUGCUUGGAAUGCAUGGCAGUGCCGCAGCAAACCUUGUGAUGCAGAGUGCGGACUUAAUCAUUGCAGUAGGCGCGCGUUUUGAUGAUCGUGUCACAGGUAAUAUUGCCAAGUUUGCACCCGAGGCGCGUAAGGCUGCCGCUGAAAACCGCGGUGGAAUUAUACAUUUUGAAAUUCUACCUAAAAACAUCAACAAGGUUGUGGAAGCUCAAGUUGCAGUAGAAGGAGAUGUCACAGCCAACCUAGAAAAAGUGCUUCCUUUAGUGAAUCCUGUGCGCGAAAGAAAAGAAUGGCUAUCGCAGGUUUUUUCAUGGAAGCAGAAGUACCCUUAUGAAUACGAGAAAGAGUAUGAGGGUUCAAGAAUCAUGCCACAAACACUAAUAUCCACAUUAUCUGAUAUUGCUAAUGCUUCAGGAAAAGAUGUCAUUGUAACUACUGGAGUGGGGCAGCACCAAAUGUGGGCUGCGCAGCAUUGGAAUUGGAAGAAACCUAGGACAUUUAUAACUUCUGGAGGGCUUGGAACAAUGGGGUACGGUCUCCCUGCUGCAAUUGGAGCCCAAAUUGCCUGCCCAGACUCAAUGGUCAUUGACAUCGAUGGUGAUGCCUCUUUUAACAUGACCCUAACAGAAAUGUCAAGCGCUAUACAAUGUAAAGCUCCAGUUAAGGUCCUUCUUUUAAAUAAUGAAGAACAGGGAAUGGUUACACAGUGGCAGUCUUUGUUUUACGAAGACCGUUUCUCCCAUACGCAUCAACUAAACCCAGAUUUUAUUCGUCUUGCUGAGUCAAUGGGAUGGGUGGCUAUGCGGCUGGAGAGGCAAGAGGACAUGCAUAAGAUUCUAAACGAAUUUGUUAAUUGUACUAGGCCAGUGCUUUUAGAUGUCAAGGUAGAAAAGAAGGUUCCAGUUUUACCAAUGGUUCCAGCGGGUAAGGCACUACAUGAGUUCAUAAACUACGAUCCUGAGAUAGAAAAACAAAGGAAAGAACUGCGUCGCAUCAGGACGAAUGGUAAAUAUUAG